UUGAUUUGUCUUUCUGCAGAUGGAGUUAUGGAGUUUUGCUGUACGAGAUUUUUACCAUAGGUGGUUCACCUUACCCACGAAUGGAUGGCAGAAAAAUUGCAAACUUACUUCAGGAUGGAUACAGGAUGCCUAAACCACAACACGUCGAUGAAGAAUUGUAUCAGAUUAUGAUGAAAUGCUGGAAGAAUGACCCAGAUGCAAGACCAACUUUUACUGAAUUGAAAAAUCAGCUUAAGGACAUGGAAACCCUACACAAGAAGCUGAUCAACAUGACAAAGUACGACAAGCAGUUGUAUGCAAACAUCGAGGAUUUAAUAGUGUAGCUAGAUAGAAUCCGCGGU
Molecule: messenger RNA, 341 nt
Organism: Pocillopora verrucosa
Lineage: Eukaryota; Metazoa; Cnidaria; Anthozoa; Scleractinia; Pocilloporidae
Source: RefSeq, a predicted model, not a curated record